Soboliphyme baturini is the source of this 909-nucleotide messenger RNA. The record is from the annotation of a GenBank genome assembly. Lineage: Eukaryota; Metazoa; Nematoda; Enoplea; Dioctophymatida; Soboliphymatidae.
AUGGCUCAGACUGUUUGUAUACCCGAUGGUCUCAAGUUCGCCUUCGGUGGCGCGGCUGGAAUGAUGGCUACCAUGGUUGUUCAGCCUCUAGAUCUGAUUAAGAACAGAAUGCAAAUGCUGGAUCAUUGCGACCGUCGAAUAACGAGUCCUCAGAUGGUGCGUAAGAUUCUGGCCAACGAAGGCCUGUUUGCGCUUUACAAUGGGCUUUCUGCAGGGCUGUUUCGUCAGGCGACGUAUACCACUGCUCGACUUGGUGCUUACAACUUUCUCAUGGAAUAUUUUUCACAACCUGGCUAUUCGUCUUUCUCAUCUAAAAUUUUGAUGGGCAUAACCGCCGGUGCCAUUGGAGCCGUGAUCGGUACACCUGCGGAAGUUUGUCUCAUUCGCAUGACAUCAGAUGGUCGGUUGCCGUUGAACCAACGUAGGAACUACAAAAGCGUGUUUAACGCACUCUACCGAAUUACGAGCGAAGAAGGUUUGCUGUCUUUGUGGAGGGGUUGUAGAGCAACCGUAUUCAGGGCGAUGGUAUUGAAUGCGGGUCAGUUAGCGACAUAUUCGCAAGCCAAACAGUAUCUUCUAAGUCAGCUUCGCUUCAAAGACGACGUAGCGUGCCACUUUCUUUCGAGCAUGAUCAGUGCAUUUGCCGCAACCGUGAUCAGUAUGCCUGUGGAUAUCGGGAAAACCAGGAUUCAAAAUAUGAAGAUGGUCGACGGGAUUCCCGAAUACAAGAGCAUGAUCGACGUCUGGAAGAAAGUGGUCCGGUCUGACGGAGUGCUUGCAUUAUGGAAAGGAUUCACACCGUAUUUCAUGAGACUCGGCCCUCAUACCGUUCUCACGUUUGUGUUUCUGGAACAAAUGAACGGAUAUUAUAGGCACUGGCAGCGCGGCACGGUUCUUAUUGUGUCCUAA